GACGAGGGGCACGGGGACUCCCCCACCUCACCGCACCGGGGACAGCCCGCCCCCGCCGCCCGCCCGGGAGGGGCCCGCAGCGGCCCCGCCGCCCCCUGACCCUGAGAGAGACUUGGCUGCUGCCAGGGCCAGCUUCGAGGUUUUGUAGUGCUUCCCGAGCAUGAGUUCAGAAUGAAGCGGCGAUUGGAUGAGCAGGAGUCACCCGUGUAUGCGUCGCAGCAGAGACGUAUCACCAGCACCACCGAAGCUUUCCAGCACCAGCACCGCGUCCUCGCGCCGGCCCCGCCGGUCUAUGAGGCGGUUUCGGACACCAUGCAGUCUGCCACGGGGAUUCAGUACUCGGUAACUCCCAGCUACCAGGUAUCAGCCGUGCCGCAGAGCUCGGGCAGCCACGGCCCGGCCAUCGCGGCCGUCCACGGCGGCCACCACCACGCCGCGCCGGUGCAGCCCCACGGGAGCCAGGUGGUGCAGAGCCACGCGCACCCCACGCCGCCCGCCGUGCCGGUGCAGGGCCAGCAGCAGUUCCAGAGGCUCAAGGUGGAAGAUGCAUUGUCUUACCUUGACCAGGUGAAGCUGCAGUUUGGUAGCCAGCCACAGGUCUACAAUGACUUCUUGGAUAUUAUGAAGGAAUUUAAAUCUCAAAGUAUUGACACUCCAGGAGUGAUCAGCCGCGUGUCGCAGCUCUUCAAGGGCCACCCAGACUUGAUCAUGGGUUUCAACACCUUCUUGCCGCCUGGUUACAAGAUUGAGGUGCAGACGAAUGACAUGGUGAACGUGACGACACCGGGGCAGGUUCACCAGAUCCCCACUCACGGCUUGCAGCCCCAGCCGCAGCCACAGCCCCAGCAUCAGUCGCAGCCUUCGGCGCAAUCCACCCCAACACCAGCACAGCCAGCGCCGCAGCCACCGCCUGCCAAAAUCAGCAAGCCAUCACAGUUGCAGGCACAUACUCCUGCCAGCCAGCAAACUCCCCCGAUUCCACCAUACGCAUCACCACGUUCGCCACCAGUCCAACCUCAUACACCUGUGACAAUCUCUCUGGGAACCACCCCAUCCCUGCAGAACAAUCAGCCUGUUGAGUUUAAUCACGCCAUCAACUAUGUCAACAAGAUCAAGAAUCGGUUCCAGGGACAGCCAGACAUCUACAAAGCCUUCCUGGAGAUCCUCCAUACGUAUCAGAAGGAGCAGCGCAAUGCCAAGGAGGCAGGAGGGAACUACACGCCGGCGCUGACGGAGCAGGAGGUGUACGCGCAGGUUGCUCGCCUCUUCAAGAACCAGGAGGAUCUGCUCUCGGAGUUCGGGCAGUUCCUGCCUGAUGCCAACAGCUCUGUGCUGUUAAGUAAGACAACUGCAGAGAAAGUGGAAUCAGUCAGAAACGAUCACGGUGGCACAGUGAAGAAGCCGCAGCUCAACAACAAACAGCAAAGACCCAACCAGAACGGCUGUCAGAUCCGGCGGCACUCGGGAACGGGAGCAACCCCUCCGGUGAAGAAGAAACCGAAGCUGCUUGGUUUAAAAGACCAGUCUUUGACGGAAGCCAGCAAACACGGUGUGGGGACAGAGUCUCUCUUCUUUGAGAAGGUCCGCAAAGCUCUGCGGAGCACAGAAGCGUACGAAAACUUCCUUCGCUGCCUGGUUAUUUUCAACCAGGAGGUGAUCUCCCGGGCUGAGCUCGUGCAGCUCGUUUCUCCGUUCCUGGGGAAAUUCCCAGAACUGUUCACUUGGUUUAAAAACUUUCUGGGGUACAAAGAGUCUGUUCACAUGGAGACAUAUCCGAAGGAACGGGCGACCGAGGGGAUUGCCAUGGAGAUAGACUACGCCUCCUGUAAAAGACUGGGCUCCAGCUACCGGGCCUUACCCAAGAGCUACCAGCAACCCAAGUGCACGGGGCGGACUCCGCUGUGUAAAGAGGUUUUGAAUGACACCUGGGUCUCCUUCCCAUCCUGGUCCGAAGAUUCCACGUUUGUGAGCUCCAAAAAGACGCAAUAUGAAGAGCACAUCUACAGGUGUGAGGAUGAGCGUUUCGAGCUGGAUGUUGUCUUGGAGACCAACCUGGCAACCAUCCGUGUCCUCGAGGCAAUCCAGAAGAAACUCUCGCGCUUGUCUGCCGAGGAGCAAGCCAAAUUCCGGCUGGACAACACGCUGGGGGGCACUUCGGAGGUGAUCCACCGCAAGGCUCUCCAAAGGAUAUAUGCUGACAAAGCAGCCGACAUCAUCGAUGGACUUCGGAAGAACCCAUCCGUGGCUGUUCCCAUCGUACUGAAAAGGUUAAAGAUGAAGGAGGAAGAGUGGCGAGAAGCCCAGAGAGGAUUUAAUAAAGUCUGGCGAGAGCAGAAUGAGAAGUAUUACCUGAAAUCCUUGGAUCACCAGGGCAUCAACUUCAAGCAGAACGAUACCAAGGUCCUGAGGUCAAAGAGUCUCCUCAAUGAGAUUGAAAGCAUCUAUGAUGAGAGGCAAGAGCAGGCUUCAGAAGACAAUGCUGGAGUCCCCACAGGCCCACACCUAUCCCUAGCCUAUGAAGACAAGCAGAUCCUGGAAGACGCCGCCUCUCUCAUCAUCCACCAUGUGAAACGGCAGACAGGAAUCCAGAAGGAGGACAAGUACAAAAUCAAGCAGAUCAUGUAUCACUUCAUUCCAGACCUGCUGUUUGCUCAGCGAGGGGAACUCUCGGAUGUGGAAGAGGAGGAAGAAGAGGAAAUGGAUGUGGAUGAAGCUACUGGGGCUGCAAAAAAGCACAACGGUGUUGGGGGCAGUCCUCCCAAAACCAAGCUGAUGUUCAACAACACGACGGCCCAGAAGCUGCGGGGCAUGGAUGAGGUCUACAACCUCUUCUACGUGAACAGCAACUGGUACAUCUUCAUGCGGCUGCAUCAGAUCCUGUGCUUGCGGCUGCUGAGGAUCUGCACCCAGGCCGAGCGGCAGAUCGAGGAGGAGACGCGGGAAAGGGAGUGGGAGAGGGAAGUGCUGGGGAUCAAGCGAGACAAGAGCGACAGUCCUGCCAUCCAGCUGCGACUGAAGGAGCCCAUGGACAUUGAUGUUGAGGAUUAUUACCCGGCCUUCCUGGACAUGGUGCGCAACCUCCUGGACGGGAACAUGGACUCGUCGCAGUACGAGGACUCCUUGCGUGAAAUGUUCACCAUUCACGCCUACAUCGCCUUUACCAUGGACAAGCUGAUCCAGAGCAUCGUUCGACAGCUCCAGCACAUAGUGAGCGAUGAGAUCUGUGUGCAGGUAACAGACCUCUACUUGUCGGAGAACAACAACGGAGCAACGGGAGGUCUUCUCGCUUCCCAGUCUUCCCGUGCUCUCCUGGAGGCCGCGUACCAGCGCAAAGCUGAGCAGCUCAUGUCGGAGGAGAACUGCUUCAAGCUGAUGUUCAUCCAGAGCAGAGGUCAAGUUCAGUUAACCAUUGAACUGCUGGACACAGAAGAGGAGAACUCUGAUGACCCAGUGGAAGCAGAGCGCUGGUCGGACUAUGUGGAGCGGUACGUCAACUCUGAUUCUACCUCUCCUGAGCUCCGGGAGCACCUGGCCCAGAAACCCGUCUUCCUGCCGAGGAAUCUGAGGCGGAUCCGCAAGUGUCAGCGUGGCCGGGAGCAGCAGGAGAAGGAAGGAAAGGAGGGGAACAGUAAGAAGUCAAUGGAGAAUGUGGAGAGCUUGGACAAGCUGGAGUGUAAAUUCAAACUGAACUCCUAUAAGAUGGUGUACGUGAUCAAAUCGGAGGAUUAUAUGUACAGGAGGACCGCUCUGCUGCGAGCUCAGCAGUCCCACGAGAGAGUGAGCAAACGACUGCACCAGCGGUUCCAGGCCUGGGUGGACAAAUGGACCAAGGAGCACGUGCCCCGCGAAAUGGCAGCCGAGACAAACAAGUGGCUGAUGGGCGAAGGCUUGGAGGGCUUGGUGCCCUGCACCACCACCUGUGACACAGAGACCCUGCACUUUGUCAGCAUUAACAAGUACCGCGUCAAAUACGGCACAAUAUUCAAGACACCGUAAAAUUUUACAACAAAAAAAAAAGGAAAAAAAAAAAAUCAACAAAACCCGGGGUGAGGGAAGAGCCCGGGAGAGGUGUGUGUGUGUGCGCCCAUCAAGGAAAGGAGGAAGAUGCCUUUCUCCCCUCACUGUGUAUCUGCGUAACGUGGCCACUUGACUAGUGUGUGGCUGGUACAGCUGUCAGCAGCGGGAUUCCCUGCAGGGACACACAGGUCCCCGCUGGGACCACCGGCCCUUGGACUUGGGCUCGCGUCCCCGGAGCGCGGGGAGGACCCUUCUCUGAACUGAGCCAUCCCAGAGAGACACCACGAGCUCGUACACACCAGCAGCACUGAGGCUUUGACUCUGAGCGGCGAGGGAAGGGAACCGGAGGCUCUCCACCGCCGGAUCUGUCUCCACAUCCCCAGGUGCCUGUCGCCACCGGAUUCUCCUUCCCCGAGGCUGUUUCCAGCGCCGGGGGCAGCUCGGCGGCGCCUCCCGGAGCGGCCCCUGGGCUCCUCUCGCCUCCCUCCCAGGCUGGACUCACCCCGUGCAGAUCGGUCUGUCCUUUCUAGUGCCAGUGGAACUGUUCAUUUUUUGUUCUCUUUUUUCUUUUUUUGUACCUGCUUGUUUACUAGUCUCUCCUAGUGCCAUGCACCAGCUUUUCACACACAUGUACGUACACACACACAACAGAGAACAACACGAUUUUAACAUGUUCCCCUCCUUUUUUGUAAAUAAAUGUACAAAUUGUCAAUUUUUUUUUUCCUUUUUGUUUUGUUUUUGUUUUUUAUUAAAGGAAGUAUGCUUGAUGUGCUAGCAUAACUGUAUUAGCUUCUUGUGUACCAUAGUACCAGGUGGCUUAAGAAAUUAGUACCGACAGACAGACCGACUGGAGACAUUUAUUACACUUUUUACCAAAGGGAGUUAUCAUUGUAGUGCUUUUGUGUGGAAACUUUUUCUCCUUUUUUUGUAAAUAAAAAUAAUGUCUUUGUUCUUAA
Molecule: messenger RNA, 4973 nt
Organism: Columba livia (rock pigeon)
Lineage: Eukaryota; Metazoa; Chordata; Aves; Columbiformes; Columbidae
Gene: SIN3A
Product: SIN3 transcription regulator family member A
Exons: 21
Coding region: 172-3996 (1274 amino acids)
Biological process (GO): negative regulation of transcription by RNA polymerase II
Cellular component (GO): chromatin; Sin3-type complex
Molecular function (GO): transcription corepressor activity
Source: RefSeq, a predicted model, not a curated record